ACCCGCAGCAGCACCAAAUAAAACUCCCACUUGGGGUUCAAAGAAAACCAAACGUAACGUCCGCUUAAAUCUAAAAGACAUCAUGACUAAUCCUGAAAUUGAAGAACAAUUGGCUCCAUUGCGUGCUGCCGUCCAAGAGCAGGGCAAUUUGGUGCGCGAACUCAAGGCAAAUGGUGCCGCUGAAAUUGAUGUGAAAAAGGCUGUGGCCGAAUUGAAGCUGAGGAAAAAGGUACUCGAAGACAAGGAGCUGGAAUUGACCCCCACUGUGGUGACAUUUGAUCGUUCAAAAAUGGAAGAUCUGCUCAAACGUCGUUUCUUCUAUGAUCAAAGUUUUGCCAUUUAUGGUGGCAUCACCGGCCAAUAUGAUUUCGGACCCAUGGGUUGUGCCCUAAAAUCGAAUAUUUUGAGUUUAUGGCGUCAAUUCUUUAGCCUCGAGGAACAAAUGUUGGAAGUGGAUUGCUCCAUUCUAACACCCGAACCUGUACUCAAGGCUUCCGGUCACGUGGAUCGUUUUGCCGAUUUGAUGGUGAAGGAUGUUAAAACCGGUGAAUGUUUCCGUUUGGAUCAUUUAAUUAAAAAUGCCUUGGAAAAAUUGUCACGUGAAAAAACUGCCACUGCUGAGUUGAAGGCUGAAUGUGAAGAUAUUUGCAUUAAAUUAGAUGGCAUGAACAAACAAGAAAUGGCUGAUGUUUUGACGAAAUAUAAUAUCAAAUCUCCCCUAACCGGCAACGAUUUGACCGAACCCAUUGAAUUUAAUUUGAUGUUUGCCACCCAAAUCGGCCCCACUGGCUUAGUCAAGGGUUUCCUACGUCCCGAAACUGCCCAAGGUAUCUUCGUGAACUUUAAACGCCUGCUGGAAUUCAAUCAGGGUAAAUUACCCUUUGCUGUGGCCCAAAUUGGCAAUUCAUUCCGUAAUGAAAUUUCACCACGUUCCGGUUUGAUUCGUGUGCGUGAAUUCACCAUGGCUGAAAUUGAACAUUUCUGUGAUCCCACGCAAAAGGAUCAUCCCAAGUUUGAGACCAUUGCCGAUACAGAAAUGACCUUGUACUCCGCCUGUAAUCAAAUGGAUGGUAAAUCAGCCCAAAAGAUACGCAUUGGAGAUGCUGUCAAGACUGGUUUGGUGGCCAAUGAAACAUUGGGCUAUUACAUGGCCAGGAUUCAUCAAUUCCUUCUGACCAUUGGCAUUAAGACGGAAUGUUUGCGUUUCCGCCAACACAUGAGCAAUGAAAUGGCCCAUUAUGCCUGUGACUGUUGGGAUGCUGAGUGUUUGACCAGUUACGGUUGGGUUGAGUGUGUUGGUUGUGCUGAUCGUUCGGCCUAUGAUUUGAGCCAGCAUAUGGCUGCCACUGGUGUCCGUUUGGUGGCUGAAAAACGUUUGCCAGCUCCCAAGACCGUUGAGGUAUCUGAAAUCGUGCCCAACAAACAAACUUUGGGUAAGACCUUCAAAAAGGAUGCCAAGGCCAUUACCGAUGCUUUGGCAAAAUUGUCCUUGGACGAUGUCAAGAGCGUGGAGCAACAAUUAAAUGAUGCCAAGGAAUACACUUUGAAAACUGAUGAAGGUGCUGAAUUCAAAUUGACACCCGACACCAUUUCCGUAAAGCACUCCACUAAGACGGUACAUGUUGAAGAAAUCAUUCCAAGUGUUGUGGAACCAUCCUUCGGUAUUGGUCGUAUUAUGUAUGCCCUUCUGGAACAGAACUUUAUGUGUCGUGAUGGUGAUGAACAACGUUGUUACUUUACCCUGCCAUCAGUGGUGGCACCACUGAAAUGUUCCAUUUUGCCUUUAUCCAAUAAUGCUGAAUUCCAACCUUAUACACGCCAAUUAUCCUCGGCUUUGACCAAGGCUGAAUUGUCUCACAAAGUUGAUGAUUCCAGUGGUUCAAUUGGUCGUCGUUAUGCCCGUACCGAUGAAAUUGCCAUACCAUUUGGUAUCACCGUUGAUUUUGAUACCCUCAAGGAGCCACACACUGUCACGUUGAGAGAUCGCAACACCAUGAAACAGGUUCGUGUUGACAUCAACGAAGUGAUUGAUGUUGUCAAGGAUCUAUCGACUGGCCGAAUGCAAUGGUCACAAGUUUUGGAGAAAUAUCCAUUGUUCGAACAGCAAGAGGCUACCACUAAGUAA
This is a messenger RNA of Musca vetustissima, 2125 nucleotides long. It is a transcript of the gene GlyRS, whose product is annotated as glycine--tRNA ligase. The record is from RefSeq and is a predicted model, not a curated record. Gene Ontology annotation, biological process: mitochondrial glycyl-tRNA aminoacylation. Gene Ontology annotation, molecular function: ATP binding; glycine-tRNA ligase activity. NCBI's taxonomy places the organism in Eukaryota, Metazoa, Arthropoda, Insecta, Diptera, Muscidae. Gene Ontology annotation, cellular component: cytoplasm; mitochondrion. The transcript has a single exon. The coding region runs from base 83 to 2125 and encodes 680 amino acids.